AUGCGGGUAUUUCACAUUGUUUCUUUGCAAUUAAUCUUGCUUGCAUUUGCAAGCCUAGUUCGUUCAUUUCAAUUCACAAACACGGCCUUUAACCCAGUAUUAGGACAGCAGUUUACGAUCACUUGGGUUAAUUCAACCGGCUCCGUUACUCUUCAUCUAGCACCCAUUCAAUAUUAUAAUGAAAGUGUUUCGCUAGCCAGCGCGGUAUCCAUAGGAGUUGCAACAUCGGGAAAUUCAUUAACUUGGACUCCGGACAAAUCACUUCAAGCUGGAGUUUAUAAGAUAUUUUGGGUUCCUUCGGAUAAUACUCAGCCUGAAGUAGACAGCCCGACAUUCACGCUCGGUCAAAUGCCUGCUGGCUCUUCUACCAAUACAAGUAGCGCAAACAACGGUCAGACUAGCUCAACCGGCGCAAGCUCAACCACUCCACUCCCUGCUAGUCCCACCGCAGCAAUCGUGGAAGCAGCUUCAGCUUUGACUUCACCAAUGAGCACUCAGCCCGCAUCCGAUCCCUCCAAUUCCCUCACAUACACCAUAAAAAUCAGUAUCUCCGUCAGUAUAAUCCUCGGCGUAACACUCAUCAUGGUCAUUGCCUUCAUACUCAUCCGACGUCGCCGCUAUCUAGCAUCUACGCCUCGGACAAAGAGACAACUCACUACGAAAGAAAUCGCAGAUGAUAAUGAUUCUUGGGAUGGAGAACGUCAGUUUGAACCCGGCUUACCUACUGAGUCAGAGGCUGCAACGAGAUCGUAUGUUGAUUUGGUGAAGAAGAAACAUGUGAGUGUUAAUGCAGAGCCAGUGGAGAUGGAUGCAUAUUUUGUUGAGAGGAAUGUGAAAGGUGGGAAUGGGAUAGAUGAGCGGAACGACAGACGGAAGACGAGAGAAACGGAUAUGGGACUGGGACUAGGAUUGGGAGACGUAGAAGAGCUGGUUGAACCCCGAGAAUUGGAUGUGGGAAAUUCCGGGACGAUCUACGGUGAAGGAAAAAUUGGCCAUCGGUUUAAUGUACGAGAUAAUGUUAAUAUUAUUGGAAUAUGA
Botrytis byssoidea is the source of this 1038-nucleotide messenger RNA. RefSeq lists its product as uncharacterized. The coding region runs from base 1 to 1038 and encodes 345 amino acids. The transcript has 2 exons. The record is from RefSeq and is a predicted model, not a curated record. NCBI's taxonomy places the organism in Eukaryota, Fungi, Ascomycota, Leotiomycetes, Helotiales, Sclerotiniaceae.